Oncorhynchus keta (chum salmon) is the source of this 1937-nucleotide messenger RNA. Its product is annotated as BCAS3 microtubule associated cell migration factor-like. The transcript is spliced from 3 exons. NCBI's taxonomy places the organism in Eukaryota, Metazoa, Chordata, Actinopteri, Salmoniformes, Salmonidae. The record is from RefSeq and is a predicted model, not a curated record. Bases 32 to 391 code for a protein of 119 amino acids.
GGAUGACUGGGGAGAGACACGCAGGAUAAAGAUGCAGUGUUCAGGAGGAGAGUGGUCGCAAAGAAAGAAUUCCGGGACGUUUGACCGCAGUGUGACCCUGCUGGAGGUGUGUGGCAGCUGGCCAGAGAGCUUUGGCCUGCGUCACAUGAGCUCUGUGGAGUCCACCGAGGAGGGGCUGAGAGAGAGGCUGGCAGACGCCAUGUCAGAGUCACCAUCCAGAGACAUAGUGGGCUCGGCUACCGAGCUCCAGAGGGAGGGCAGCAUUGAGACUCUCAGCAACAGCUCUGGUUCCACCAGCGGCUCCAUCCCCCGUAACUUUGAGGGCUACCGCUCUCCACUGCCCACCAACGAGAGCCAGCCCCUCAGCCUCUUCCCCUCCGGAUUCCCCUAGAGGAGACCAGGAAACAGCCUGCCUACCACCCUACAAGACCUGGGGUCAAAUACUAUUUUAAGUCUUUCAAAUGCUUUGAGUGUUUGCUUUAGUCUGCCCGGGGUGCCUGAUGGGAGGGGACUACAUUUUACAACUAUUCUAUUGGUUCUAGACAAGCUCAAUAAAGCCCAGAUAGAGUAUUUGAACCCAGAUCUGCUACCUACCAUCCAUCUUACCGCUUCACACAGCACAGCCAGACAGUCCUGAUGUCUUCCGGUCUCUCGCCAUGUUGUUGUUCAUUAGGAUGUUAUUGUGAGCAGUGGUUCCCUUUUCAUGUUCCCUCCUCUCUCUUUCCAAAUCCAGGAACUGUCCAGUGUUACUCCCACCUACCGAUGUGUGUGUGUGUCUGUCUGUCGAUGUGUCACAUGGCGUGUGUUUCAUUUUGGGUGUGUGAAAUAGCUGAAGUUUGUUAUUUAGCUAGACAUGUUUUUAUGUAGUUGAUUAACUACGUGUCACUUUGACUUUUUCACAAGCUUGUAAAUGGUGAUGGACCUAAUGUAGCUGUGGUUGUUUUGCUUCUGAAGAUAAUGACCUAGCUCAACAUGCGCGCUGUAAUGUAUAUUAGCUUUGCUUAUUAAGACCAAAUCACUUCCAUGUAUGCUUUUCUCUUCAUUUGGUAACAUUGAUGGUUUUGGUGGGUAUCUUUGUAGUUUGUUGAGUCGAGUGUCUUCUGAUGAUUUCAUCUUGCUUUGAUUAUGAUUUUCUUUUUCUUUUUUUUGCAACAAAAAACAGGUUUGUGCUUUAACAAAAGAAAAGGCUUAUUCCUUACUUGCGUACACACACACACACACCUCAAACACACCCCAAACACAAACACACGCUUGUAUGCUGAAUAACUACUUUGCCAGCUUGCUUUUCUUAGUGAAUGGGUCAUUGCUAGACUUGACCAGACCACAUAGGACUUGAAAUGAAGUGUGAUCUGAUGCACUAGUGAGAACAGAAAGAUAGAUUCACAUUUGAGUCUUAAAACAGGUUCUAAAUAUUUGGUCACUGAUUUUGUAUUUAGUGUUUGUCAACAUUUUAAUUUUAUAACACAAUCCUAGUCCUUUGUCUGGGGAAUGGAUGUCUGGUUGACUACACGGGUCUGUUCAGAAAAAUGCUACGUUACAGGACUUUCAGGUAGAAAUACAUUUUAUAGAACAUGUGACUCCUCUCUGUCCUGUAGGAAAAGGAGUCAUUACAGAUCUGUAUAUUACAUAUUUAUCUGCAAUGUUCGGGAAUGUUUCACCCUACUGAACACAGCCAUAUUCCCGUAAUUCUGCAUGUUGAAUGAGUCGAUGGCUACUGCUGCUUGGUCACUGGACAAUGUAACAUAAAAGAGGCAUGAUGAAUUUAUUCAUUUUAAUGCAGAACACAUGUUUAUUAAUAAAUUUUUACUAAUAUUGGUUUUGUAAAAUACCAAAUCGUUAUUUGCUAUACAUUCAUGUUAAUGAAAUGUAUUGAUGUGUUAUUAUUACCCCUGGAUACUCAAUGAUUUCAUAUAUGCUCAAUAAAUAUUACACCUGCA